Archocentrus centrarchus (flier cichlid) is the source of this 2598-nucleotide messenger RNA. RefSeq names its product Bardet-Biedl syndrome 10 (gene bbs10). The record is from RefSeq and is a predicted model, not a curated record. Gene Ontology annotation, molecular function: ATP binding; ATP-dependent protein folding chaperone. The transcript has 4 exons. Lineage: Eukaryota; Metazoa; Chordata; Actinopteri; Cichliformes; Cichlidae. Gene Ontology annotation, biological process: chaperone-mediated protein complex assembly. Bases 174 to 2156 code for a protein of 660 amino acids.
UGUGCAUUUAAACUGCAAGGGCAAAAUAUACAUAAAACAAUCACGUAUAGUUGGGUCCAUACGCUAGGUGGCAGCAGUGGUUUCUGAUCGGAGGUACCGCUCCCAAAGAAGAAGCCGCACACAGGGGAGCGUUCCUGUGUCAUUGACGCCUGCACACAUUCCUGGGAGUGAGGAUGCCACCACUGGAGCACCUCCACAUGAAAAAUGUCCUGCAGACUGUCGGCGUCCUGGAGGCGGUCAUCCUUCGCAGUUUUGGCCCUGAAGGAGGGCAGGUGCUAUUCACACGGGACACGGGACAGGCAAUGUUGAGCCGCAGUGGGACACGCAUUCUCACAGCACUACAACUGGAGCAUCCGCUGGCCAGGAUGGUGGUGGAGUGUGUCUGGAAGCAUAGCACUGCAACAGGCGAUGGAUCCAAAACCUUUAUCCUGCUGCUGGCAUCAUUACUACGGUUGAUUCAUGCAGCAGCCAGCAAGGAGCCUAAUGUGUCUCACUCUUAUAACUCAACAAAAGCAGCAGAGGCUGCCACUGCCAGACACUUGGCUGACAAACUGCUAGCAUUUGCGUUGAAGGAGUUGGAUGAGCUCAUUGCUACGGGAGUGGUCCCUUAUGGAGGCCGCAUUUCGUGGGAAGAUUUCACUGCAACAGCACAAUCACCGUCUCUCGCAAACAAUCUCUGUGUUCAAAAGCUGCUAAGAUCAUUUUUUCACACACGUUUUGGCUACACGCACUGUGACUUCAUUAGUCACCUUGCAUGUGAACUGCUCAGUUACUGGAAGUUUAAAAAUGAACUGCCUUCAUUCUCUCUGCAAUUUGUAAGUGACAACUUCCCUGCCCUGCAUACACCUGUGUCGGGCUUUCCUGUUUGCUCUUCACGUUUAAUCGAUGGGCAGGUUAUCCACAGGGACUUUGCCACGCCACCCCUUAAGACUGACCACCAGCCAGUUAAAGCUGUAGUUCUCACCAGGUCCCUGCAGCCAACAUUGCUCAACACAGGGGACGUGCUUGAGGUGGGAUGUGGAGGCCGAAUGAUGGAGGAGAGAAGUAUUGUGCACUUUAGCGCCUGGAUGGAAAGGUCACUACAGGGCAUUAUUGCGAACCUGCGGACUUUGGGUGUUUGUGUGCUUCUGUCUGCAGUGAAACAGUCUGCUGCUGUCCUGGCAUUAGCCACACAGGCAGAGAUGUGUGUUGUGGAGUGUGUCAGUGAAGAUGAACUUUCUCUAUUUGUCCGGCUAAGUGGGACUACCCCGAUCUGGGAUUGCUCGAUGAUUGAACCAGAGCAUGUAGUUACACUGACUUUCUGCCGGCCAAUACAGCUUGGGGGCCACAGGUAUGUCCAUGUGGCUUUCCAGGACUCAGAAGAAAGAAUCACUGUCAAACCUUGCAGUCUGGUCAUCUGUGCCCCAGGAGAAGGACAGACUGAACAGUAUGCAUGUGCUUUACAAGAUGCCGUUCGCAUGCUACUUAGAACUUGGGAACCUAUGCACGCAGCUGUGACCACAACAUCAAAGAGAACCCUGCAGUCACAUAAAAGCUCAUCUUUACAUACAGAUAAUCUGACCGACAGAACCACAUACAGAUCCUCUGCCAUACAGCCCAUCCAUAAGUGUGUGUUAGAGCCAGGCUGUGUGAUAUCUGCUGGUGGGUCAUUUGAGCUUCUCUUACACUAUGCCCUCCUACAACAUGGCCAUAGUUGCUCAGUUUCUCAUGACCUAAAUAUAGAUACCUCUGUUUCCCAGCUCUUGGCAAAUGCCCUACUGAGUGUGCCUCAAAAGAUUUACGCUCACAGUCCACGGCAUUUCCUGGAGACUCAAAGUAAGGUCAUAAGUUUUAUUCCUAAUCAUUCCCACCCUGUUAGCCUUUUAUAUAAACAAAAAAGUAGUAUAAGCCCCAUACAGACUGAAAGACCUCAGGGGGAUGGUAAACUAAGCUUGCAUUGUUGUAGAAAAGGUGACAAAUCAUCAAAAGAUUCUGAGUUGGACCUAGGCCUUGAAUCGGUCUCCUGUAAAUACCAGCUACUUCUUGCCGUACUGCAGUGUGUCAGAAGUCUCCUUAAGGUGGACACCGUCCUGCCUACACACAUUGCUUUACACACACAAUCAAGCAGACCUGCCAGCACAUCCUGGGAGGACACAGAGGACGAGGCUGAGGACUGAGAUUGUGUUGUAUGUUAAGAUAAAAGCGAUGAACGUAUUUUUUCUCAGUGCUCACUCGUGUUAGAAGGAGUAAAUACUUUGCACUUUAAUGCAUUUUUUCUAUGGCAAUUUUUCUAUAUCUACAGUAUUAUUUCUUUUUUUGUUCCACUGAAAUAUAUUUUUAAUGCAAGUCAGCAAUGGUACAUUUAAUUUCAUAACUGUAUUGUGGUUGGUUGCAGUUUAUUGGGCAAUAAAAUGUUAAGGUGGUCCUGUAGCAUCCUCUCCUGAAUCAAGGCAAGGCUUGGCAGUAAAAAAGAAAAGAUAAAACACUUAUAGUACAGAAUGUGCAGUUGUUAAAUAUUUUAGUCUCUUGCGACCCUGUGCUAAUACCAAGUGAGUAAGUGUUGAUGUUGGCCUGCCUUCUCUUGAUUAUUUAUAUUCAAAUAUUUUCCCAAAAAACCCU